AUGGCUACCGGCGAAAUUAGAGCCAUACUUAUCGAAAGUGCAACGAGUCAGUUUCGCAAACACGUUUCCGAAUCCAAUUAUAUUGGAAUCAAAGAUCUUUUUAAAGACCCCCGAGUCGAAGCCUUUAUUGACAUCAAUGAAAUCAAUUCCAUUAAAAGAGCUACGUUGCUGCACGGCGCUGCACAAAAUAAUGAUUUAGACAUGACUCGAUUUUGUUUGAACCAUGGAGCUGAUAGUUCGAUCAGAGACAGAAAAGGAAAUCUACCGAUUGACUUAACUGAAAAUAAUGAAAUAAAAAACUUACUUGCUAAUUCAGUAGUUGUAACAAGUUUCGAUAAUACAUGGCCGCCAAAACUACGAGGCGACUUAAAAGUGGUAAGGAGAGUAAAUGUGGGCAACACGAAUAAAUUCUUUCCUGAAGGUGCGGAGUCAAUUGACGUAAGGACCUCCGAUGUUACACCAGAAAGUUUAGAUCUCAAGAAAUUCACUAUAACUACUAGUGAAGGUUCAAAAAAGACUUAUCUUGCACCUGAUAACAGUGAAGCAAGGAAAUGGAUAAUUGCCCUGUCAAGAUCAACAUACAGUAAAGGCGUGACCAACGUGAAUAAAAUUAAUCUAGAAGAGGUGAUGGGUGAAAUGAAUAGAAUAAUUAAACAUUCCUUGCCAGCUCUAAAGAGGAUUCCCGAUUUUUGGAAUUGCAUCUCCAAUGAGCUUCAAAUUGUAAAAGAAUUUCUAAUUGAAAAUGUUAAACAGGGGGAGCUAUGCACGAAGAAAUAUUCUCUAGAAUUCGCUGUCAACCAUCUGUUAGAAAUCAGAUAUCAUAUUCACAAAUUUUGUCAGUAUGUUGCGUUUGACGAUGGCAAGUAUGAUGAAAAAUUUGAAACCCUGAAAAAAAAAUCUUUAGGAAUUUAUUAA
Molecule: messenger RNA, 915 nt
Organism: Acaulospora morrowiae
Lineage: Eukaryota; Fungi; Glomeromycota; Glomeromycetes; Diversisporales; Acaulosporaceae
Source: the annotation of a GenBank genome assembly